This is a messenger RNA of Paramecium octaurelia, 117 nucleotides long. NCBI's taxonomy places the organism in Eukaryota, Ciliophora, Oligohymenophorea, Peniculida, Parameciidae. The record is from the annotation of a GenBank genome assembly.
AUGAAACAAUAUAGAUAAUUAAACAUAUCAUUCAAUUUAGGUUAGUGGUUAAGGCGAAGUCGGAAUUUCCUUUAAUCUUCGAUUUAAAAUAGGAUUUUUGAAGGGAUUUAAAUAUGA